AAUCAGCCAAUGGGAGAGACUCUCUCUCUCUCUCUCUCUCUCUAUACAAAGGAAAGUCCUCUUUCACCUAAUGCCAUCCAUAGUGACAACUGACAGAUAUACAUAUAUAUUCAAGAGAGAGGAGAAAUGGCACAGCUAAUUUACAGUAUAUAUAGCUGGCAAUAGCAGAAAUCCUUCCCAAGAAAUUCAUUCCCCACUCCCCCUAUCCCUUCUCUCUGCCUCUUUCAUAAAUUUUUUUCCUGAUUUUGCUACUUAAUCAACACUCCGGGAAACUCCAUACCAUGGGCUGCGCUGAAUCCACUCGCUCCAAAGGAGAUGAGACUGUUAAGAAGAUAAGAAAGCCAAAACCUUGGAAGCAUUCAGAACCGAUAACAAGGGAUCAACUAGUGCAGAUGCGUAACGAAUUUUGGGACACUGCUCCACACUAUGGUGGUCGAAAAGAGAUCUGGGAUGCACUCUGUGCUGCAGCCGAGGCUGAUUUAGCCCUCGCCCAAGCUAUUGUGGAUGGCGCUGGUAUUAUUGUUCAAGCCCCCGAUCUAACAGUCUGCUACGACGAGAGAGGUGCCAAGUACGAGUUGCCAAAGUACGUUCUGAGUGAACCAACGAAUUUGAUUCGCGAUGGCUAAAGCAGUGGGAUUGGGAAGAUGAUUGAUGCUUCACUUGGAAUGCAGAUCUUGUAAAUUGGUUUCAUUUCAUUUCCCCUUGCCAAUUCAUUUUGCUUUCUGGGCAGCAUUCACCCAUUAGUUGUUGUUAUGAAGAAACUGGUGUUAUCUGGAAAAUGGAAAUGGUACUACCAAGAGCAUAUUUAGCUUGUUCUCACGCAGUACAACUGUUUGUGCGUUAAAAUGACUAGGGUCUAUUUUCUA
This is a messenger RNA of Ipomoea triloba (trilobed morning glory), 866 nucleotides long. RefSeq names its product ubiquitin domain-containing protein 1-like. The coding region runs from base 282 to 626 and encodes 114 amino acids. The record is from RefSeq and is a predicted model, not a curated record. The transcript has 4 exons. NCBI's taxonomy places the organism in Eukaryota, Viridiplantae, Streptophyta, Magnoliopsida, Solanales, Convolvulaceae.